Messenger RNA from Lytechinus pictus (painted urchin), 8077 nucleotides. Its product is annotated as ras-related protein Rab-40C-like. The transcript is spliced from 5 exons. The record is from RefSeq and is a predicted model, not a curated record. Gene Ontology annotation, cellular component: plasma membrane; synaptic vesicle; endosome. Gene Ontology annotation, biological process: protein localization to plasma membrane; intracellular signal transduction. Bases 1 to 726 code for a protein of 241 amino acids. Lineage: Eukaryota; Metazoa; Echinodermata; Echinoidea; Temnopleuroida; Toxopneustidae. Gene Ontology annotation, molecular function: GTP binding; GTPase activity.
AUGGAUCCUACUCCAAGUAUGAACACAGAAUUGUGGAAGUGUUUCUUAUCUUUCAUCCUUUCCCCAGGCAUUGAUCACAAGACGACAACCAUAUUAUUGGAUGGCAAGAGGGUGAAAUUACAACUAUGGGAUACAUCAGGCCAAGGUAGAUUCUGUACCAUCCUCAGAUCCUACUCACGUGGCGCUCAGGGCAUUCUACUGGUCUAUGACAUCACAAACAGGUGGUCCUUUGAUGGCAUAGCAAGGUGGAUCAGAGAAAUCGAUGAGCAUGCACCAGGGGUUCCCAAGAUACUGGUCGGCAAUCGUCUCCAUCUUGCCUUCAAGCGUCAGGUUAGCGGUGAGGAGGCCCAGGAGUAUGCAGUCAGGAAUGACAUGGCUUACUUUGAGGUCAGCCCGCUCUGCGAUUUCAACGUGACAGAGUCGCUGACGGAACUCUCGCGUCUGGUGCUCAAGCGUAACGGCAUGGAGAGGUUGUGGAGGACAAAUAAAGUGUUGAGUCUGCAGGACUUCUGCUGCCGGACGAUUGUUAACUGUACUUCCACCUACUCCAUAGACAAACUACCCAUCCCUAUGACCCUUCGUUCACGGCUCAAGUCCUUCGCCGAUGCCAAUCACAUGCACAGAUACAUGCUGCCCCCGCCAGACAUCCGCUCCAAGAAGCGCAGGACGAUACUUAACGCUCAGGACCCGCCGUAUUCAGCGCGAAAGAGCUGCAUAGUGUCAUGACAACGGGGUUGCCAGUGGCUCAGCAGAUUCGGUGCCAAGCGCCACUGGACAAAAUGAACGUUCUUUAGACGAAACACUUCCUUUGGUCGUGGGAAGAGCGCCAUCCAGUUUUAUAUACUCACUGCAAUAUUGUUCUAUGAGUAAACCUAUUCCAACUUUUUGCCAUUGGAAUUUAUCCUUGCAUUUUUGUAUUAGCUUUUAUAGAAAUUUUGUGUCCAUUGAUUAUUUGAGAAUAAAUAUUUGUGAAUUUGUGUUUUUGUAGUCGACCUCCUGCAUACUGUAAAGGUUAAUGCAUUUUUACAUUGGAAAAAUUUGUGAUACAGUAUUGUUAUUCCUCUUUUAUUCUAUCCUUCCUAUUUCAGACUAUGUCUCUAGAACUAGUUGUGGCUUUUACCUUGACAAUCCUUCACUUUUACUAGAAAAACUUAAUAUAAUGCAUGCAAACAAACAAUGCUCUUUAACAUUUUAUGCUUUUCCUGAUGUCCAUAAUUUGUAUUGGACACAUUGUGAUAAAGGAGAAUUUUACCCACAUGAUAUAGCUGGUUUUAAUGAAAUAAGAAUAUAAAAUUAUUUUUUUGGUGAAAAUUUACAAAAAAAUCCAUCAAGGCAUAAAAAAAAAAAAAUUCUCCGGAGAAUAAAUUGAUUACAUUGGUCGUUCCCUGCUGUUAUUCCUCAUCUGCAAGAAACUCUUUUUUUUUUCAAUUAUUGAAAUAAGAAUGGUUUGGCUGUGAACAAACUUAAAGACCAAAGAAAUUUUUGGUGUGAAAAAUAGAGGUUUUGACAAAAUAGAUUUCAUGGUCCAUUGUUACAUCACUUUUACUUUCAUCCAUCAUCAUUUUAAAUAUCAAAGUUAUAACAUGAUAUAGAAUACGAUCAUCAUGAUAACUGUAUUUUAACGUCAUGGUAUAUGACAGCAAUGUGAAAGGCUUGUCACAUUGUUAUGUUGUUUCUACUUUUAUGCAGAAAUAUGCAAGCAAAUUGAACAGGGUUAUAUGUGAUAAGAAUUUUUGUAGACAUGACCUUUUUUUACAUUGGAUAUUGUAUUUUUUUUGUUUUUAUGUAGCAUAUGCAUGUAUCAUUUCUUCAUGCUUAUAUAUCAUUACAAAGCCAGACCUCCCCUCACCCUGUACCGCCACCCCCAUCAUAAGCCCAAGGCAAGGUAUUUUUCAGUCUGUGUCAAACUCGUCUUUAAGAUUUUCUAUAAUGAUAGCAGUUGAAUCUGUUCCCUAAGGUUAAUACGGCUUUUAUUUCAGUCCAAUUAUUUUAUUGGAAUCAUAGCAAUAGAGGUAGCUUUAAAUAUUUUUUUUUAUUUUGUGGUUUACAUCAGACAAAAGUUUCCACAACUUUCUAAAAAGGAAAAAUAGCUUAAAAAGCCUUAAUCUUCAGUUUAUGCAGUAUAUAUGCUUCUUUCCAAUAGUCUUGCAUGAUAUGUUUAUUUCAGAUUUCCAUAUGGCACUUUGCCAAAAGUUAGAGCAGCAUAUUUCGAGCCAUAAUUCUGCAAGCCUCUUUUUAUCACCAAUCCUCAGAUAUCUUCAGAGUCAAUACAAUGGGUGAUUUCAAGUCAGGUGUUGGCGUUGGUGUUGGAAGCACGAUUUGGAUUGCUUCCCCUAGCUCCAAAACCUAUUCUGAGUUUGUAAAACUGAUCCAGAUCACAUUAUAUUGACAUCUUAACAACUAGUGAGUGACUUUUCAUGACCAUGUUAGUUUAUGUUUGGUGUUAUACGCAUGUAAAACUUGACCUAACACCAACACCAAAAGGUCAACACUGAACUUGAAAUCACCCAAGCUGCUCUGAAAGACACUCAGGCCUGUUCUCUGAACUCCAGUAUAAUUUGACCUCUGGGAGGCAGCCAGGAGCACUUUAUAAAAGGACUUGUCAGACGUUUUAUCUGGCAAGUCCUGUUUUUGUCAGUUACCAUAGUAACAGUGCUUCUCAGCCAAUAAAAUUCAAGGAAAUUGUCAGAUCUGAAAACUUUUCGGAUGAAAGCUCAUUUGACACUAGGAUCAUUCAAAUAGUGACUGAAAUAGUUAUCUUCUUCAUUGAAACAUGAGGAAAGAGCCAAGUAAAGAUGGGAAAGAUAUAAUGUUAAUGCAAUUUUGAAAUCUUUUGCUUCCCAUAAUUUUGACAUAGGCCCGUAUUCUGAAGUCAGGUUUAACUGUCUAACUCUGUGCUAGAAUUAUGGGGAGCCAAACAUUAAAAAAUUCUGUGUAUGUUGUAUAUUUUGUAUGUUUACUAUUUUGUUUCCUUUUGCUUUCAUAAUGAGGAAUAAUCCUUCAAAAUACUAAAGUUAUCAUUCCCAGACAAUUAAUGUAUGAACAAUUUGGGUGACAUAUUUAAUUAAUUGGAUGUGUACUGUUAGGGAUUUGUGCCCCAAUUGGCUCUCCAUAGUUAAACCACAAAUUUAAACUAGGGCCAUGGUCUAAGACACUGUUCUCGUUUCGCUUUCUAAAACUAGUUUACUGGAAACCGGUUCAGGUAACCAGUUUGGAGGAUCGCUUUUGCUUGAUCACAUGAAAGUAGUUUUCAAAAUCACUUCACGUAAAGCGAUCUUGUUGCUAUGGAAACACUCUCAGUGGGGUGAUAUGUUUCACGCAGAAUUCGGAACCACAGCGUAGGCAUUCUACACCUGUCGUAUGGAGUAAUGUGCUCAAAAUGUGGGAAGAUCGCUUCCCGAAGAACGAUUGUUCCCUCACUUGCACUAAAACCAGUUUACUGAGGCGAAGCAAUCUUGAAAACUACAUCGCGAACUGGUUUGGAAGAUCGUUUCCAAGACCACUUCGACUGUUCUCACUAUGCGUUAAACUAGUUUCCACUAAAUUAGUUUCCAGUAAACUAGUUUUAGGAACGUAGUGAGAACGGUGUCUAAGUUAAACUGGACUUCAGAUUGCGGGUCUUGCAUACAGGGAUCAUGCUAAGAGGUGCACAGCAAGAGGCUUUUUGGUGAGAUGCCAAAACCUCCAUGGUAAACCUGUGUUUGCAUUUUGUUGACGAGUGAUCUACAUGUAGUCAUGUGUCUAUUUGAACAAUAUAUAUAUAUCACCUAAUGAGUUUGUAUUCAUAUAAUCACUUCUGCCAUGAUAUGAAUGUAUAUUGAUCUGUCUUUAUGUUUUUAUUAUCAAGGUGUCUCUCUACAUCACUACCUCUUUUCAUAGGUGAUUUGAAACUUAAUAUGUGACGACAGGUGGAAAUGUUACCUGGAGUGAGAAAAAAGGAUUUCAUGAAAUUAAACGACUUUGGAGCAGUAUAUUUUUGUGUAACACAGGCACUACAGAGAUUUGUAUCAAGUUUUAACAAGGAGUAAAAUUUGGACUUAUACCCCUGCAUUUCUAGUGCUUCACAAAAGGUUUUGUUGCAAAAACAGCUAUGAUUAUGUUAAAUUGUCAAGUACAAAUUUUGCCAAAUUCUAUUAAAAUUUCCCCCAAAAUGAGGCCAGAUAAUGAGAGCUCUACUGUUGUGUAUUAAGUAUGAAUGAAAUGUCAAAGUUGGCAUCCGUGUGAUGGUAUCUUUGUCAGUAUCGAACACUAAGAAAAUUAUCAAUUUUUCUAAAAUUCAAGUCACUUAUCAUUGAGACUUAUUUCAGAAUGCACUUUUUUUAAACAUACCCAUCCUGAGUUGCAGAAGAUUAGAAUGGAUGCUUUGGUGCGGCAUGUCAGGUGUACGCAUUCAUUUGCAAUGAUAUUGUGAUGCUGCACUGCUUCUCAGUUGAAAUUUUUGCCUGAAUUUGAAGUUUUAGAUGAAGUGCUAAAAAUAUGUAAAAGAUUCAAUUAAUGCAGGAAUUGAAUACUGACCCAGGAAAAUUAUAGUUUGGGCUUAUUUUUGGUAGUCUGGUUUUAAUUAAAUGUUGUGAGGAAAGGGUGAGAUAGCCCACAUAUUCCAUUCAUUAAGGAUGCUCCACAGUUAAAAUGAAAUCCAUGUCAUAUACACCAAAUUUUGCACAGAGUUACUUGAGCACCUGAAUAUUUCAAAUACGUAAAAUUAACAAGGGUUCAUGUGCUUGAUUUUUUUGCUGUGGAGCUUUGAAAUUCACCAAAUUUGAUUUACUCAAGAAUUGGGCAUUUAAAAAGAAUUAGGUAUGUUUUGACCUCAUGAGAUUACUGCGUUGAGUUUAUACGUCUGUUACCCAGUAAAAAUACAGGUAAAUUUCAUCAAAUUUUACAGUAUUGUUCAAAAUUGAAUACUUAGAUGGAGCAUCCAUUUAUAUUGUUAUACGUUUUCCCUUUUAAGGCUAGCAGUACCUUCAAUUCUUUAAAAUGGUGCCAAAAGAUAAAACAAAACAUAUCUCUAAAAUUUGAAAUUUCUGUAAGAAAUCUGUGAAGUACAAUAAAUGCUCCACUUUUUUUCAAAACCCAUGUCAUUUUCACCAAACUUUGGAAAGUUGUAGAGGAAAGUAUACUUAAGAAUUGCACAUUUAAAAAACAGGGGUUCAUGUGCUUGUUUUUAAACUAUUAGCACUUUUGUUGGAGCAAAUGUGCUUUUCAAAUCACCAAAAUUGCGGCAAAUACUUUGUACCUAUGUGAGGAAAAAUUCUAAACUACUCUACCAUUUUAUUCAAAUUUGAGGUCAUAUUUGUCAUACUUUGCAGCAAUGAGAGUAAAGUAUUAUGAAAUUAUAGAGAUAUUUAAAAAAUUAUCUUUGGAUUCUUUUCAGCUAAUUAGCUUUAUAAAAUAAUACAUCGGAUAUGCCGAUAUAAUGCAGAUCAAAGGGAAAAUCAGCUGGUACCUAAAGCUUAUUAAUCACCUGUUCAUCCAUUGUGACGCCAAAGCGCAUAGUGUAAAAUAUGCGCAGUUCAUGAUGCGCACAAACUUAACUGUGGAACGUCCUUAUAUACAUGCUAUGGGAUUGAACUUUUGAGAAUUCUCAUCCUUUGUGUUAAAAAAUAUUACAAGUUUGGGUUUUCACUUAAUGCUGAUGGGAAUGUAAAUAACUGAGAACUUGAUCUAUUGCAAAAAAAUGGUCAGCAGACGUACGUAAAAUUGUGCUUAACGUCGGACAGCUUCAUGAAAUGGCCCCUACAAGCAUUCAUGCUUUCUUUCACAAAAACAAAUGACUGUAUCGCAGCAAAUCACUAAUCUGUGCCAACACUGCUUCAAAAUCAAUUCUUCUCUAUCAGUUUAAUAUGAUGUUCAUUUAUAGAAGCUGCAAAUUGUCAUGUCCGUGCAAGAACGCCAUUAACACCACAAUUUGCGCAUUGCAUGCGCGCAAAAACGCCCUUGCACGUGUAAGUGCAUUGCGUUUAGGGCGUUUCUGCACCGAUGCGGUGCCCGAAAAUGUUUUUCUUAGGACGAUUUUGCACUGACAACAAAAUAUGAAAAUCAUAUAUUUUUCAUUAUGAUCACAUUUGUAUAAGGUUGUUAUUCAUUCAUUCAUGUAGCCUUUUCUGUGUUGGGUGUUUAUCUGUGUCCUACAAAUAUGUGUAACAAAAAAUGAUAACAUAUGUAAACAAAAAGCUUCAUAUUGUGUUUAUGUGUGUAAUAUCUUUGUGAGAUGGGAAUUCUGAUGCCGAUUUAUUGCCACUCUUUGUAAAUAUCAAAAUCUAUGUCAUUCAUUUACUGUGAUAUGUGCUUCAUAGACUUACUGUGUGUUAAGAACCAUUCCUAGUUGAAUGCUACAAUAUGUCUGAUUCUUGUGGGAAGAUCAGUGCAAUCCAUUUUAAUAAUUGUUUACUUUGAAAUAAUAAUGUGAAAUACAUUCAAGUCCUCUUUACUUUUAUAAUCUACGGCUUGUAUUUUUCCACUGUUUAUGAAGAUUUUCUCCUCGCUCAUCAAUUUCGAUCAUGUUUGUCUUGAAUUGGUAAUGGGGUGUUUUUGCUCAGUGACAUGGGAAGUAGGCCUAUUCAAGAACAGAGAGUAUUUGGAGCAUUGUGGCCCAGAUUAGUUCCCUGACUUUGAAACAGAGGGUUGUGGGUUUGAAUUCCAGUCAUGGCAUACUUUCCUUCUGCAAAAAAUUGAUCCACAUUGUGCUACACUCAACCCUGACGAGGUAAUUAGGUGCCUGGCAGAAAAUUUUCCUUGAAAUGCUUGUGCACUGUAUAAAGCUUGCCAGGCAAAAGCCAGGGUAAAAAUAAUAUCCAAGUCUUUUGGAAGCAUCUUAAGAUGUUAAAUGGUAUACAAUACGUGCUCCACAAGAACUAUCAUUAUUACUUGUGUCAGACAUCUGUGCUGGUUAUUUACAAAACUGUAUUGCCCUAGAUUUCAUGAAUAUCGGGAAGGGAUAGGUAUAUUAUUUGUAUUUUCCUUGGUUUUUCGCAUACAGAGACGACACAAAAUAUACCUUUUUAUUUUCCCUGGUCUCACAUCAGGGUAUCUGUGGACACGUACAAAGAAAUAUGCAUCGUACUGAUCUGCGCAGCAGCAGUAUAAGUCUUUAUGUUAUUAAUCAAGAUGAGACAACACUGGUUACUGCAUCCCCAGGCUAGGGACGCAACAUUUCAAAUAUGUCACAAGUUUAAAGUUCAAAGGCCCAGUCUGCUCAACAUGAUAAAAUAGAUUUCAUGAUUUUUGCUGUAGAUGUUUGAUUUGGGUAACAAAAAUAUUGACUGGUUCUAUUUUGGGGAACAUCAAACAUAUUGCCCUCAUCUGAAGACUUGGGCCAAUUAUGAUUCUAUUGCAGGCAAUAUAUUUGAUAUUCCCCUCAAGGCUAGUCAAUGUAAUAUAAUUGUUAUAUGUCAAAUGUUACAAUGAAGUAAAAGCAUGGAAUGCUUACUUGUUUAAAAUUUGUUGCAACAUGGUGGUUUCAAUUUUAGGAUACAUGAGAAUGUACCUUAAAAAAUAUUUGAAAUAUGAAGAUCAAUACUUUAUAGCAAGCCUUUAUAUUGUUUGUAUUUUAUCUGUGGGUUUAUUAUACAUGCCUAUAAAGCAGUUUUAUGAUGCUAAACCUCCUAAAAAUACAGAGUGCCGUUUAUUCCUAUAAUAGUAUAAGCAUAUUUUAUAGCAAAUUAUGUUGUGAUGAACUUCGGGGGAGCAUUUCAUGAAAGGACUUUUUAUCCAACAGUUAUCAGAGUAAAAGUGCUUCUUAGCCAAUCAAAAUCAAGGAAAGAUGUCAGAUCUGACAACUUGUCGGACAAAAAUGUUGAUGAAACGCUCGUCAGGGAGUGUUUCAAGAAAUUUGUCGACACCGACUAACAUCACUUCUGACAAUGUUAGUGAAAACCUUCAUUUGAUUGGCUACAAAGCACCGACCUCUUGACUGUUACCAUAGAAACAGUCAGAGAAAGACAUUGUGGUACUGACAACUUUCAUGAAACAGUCCCUAGUUGUCUGAUAUAAUUUGUAAAGUUAUGGUUAUUUGAAAUGAAGUAUGUAUCCCCCCUUUUUUAAAUAAAUCAUCCAGUUUUUAACAGAAGUAUGAUAA